CAGUUCCUUCUGAGUAGUUAAUGUCAUGCUUCCUUGGAGGGUGGAUUUCGGAAUCUUGGUGCUUCCUGUUUGUUGUCACAUAUGACAAACUGCCGAACAAGACGCUUGAGACUGAAACUGACGCCCGACCGUCGAGGGAGUGCACUGUGCGGGCAGGGCGAUGAUGUGAGGACCGGGGCGCGUAAAUCUUUUAUCUGAGGAAUGGUCGCUGGUGAUAGUGGGAUUGGUGGGUUCCCCACUUGCUCCUGACCCAUAUUCCUGGGGAAACUGAUGUUGAGAGGAAGUACGUGGGGAGUAUUUUGUCUGUAGAUGGUUUAUUCUGCGCGCUCAGCUCCGGGACCAGCGGUGGGGUCCGUGCUCUAAUCCAGCCUCCUCAUCUCUGGGCAUCUUUGACAGCAGUUUCUCUUUCCAGGCUUCAGAGAUUCACUAACCGCUCGUCCUCCGCGGGAUCACCUGCAAUGAGACCGCUUUAAUCCACCCCGUCUCUCUCAGUUUGUUUCUUCUUCUUAUUUCUACUAGAGAAGAGAAGAAAGACGCGCGGAAAUCAAUCUUCAUCUGCAAGUCUCCGUGUGUCUGUCGCACUGGAGGUAAAACAAUGGAAAUCCCGGUGAAAGCAGCGAUGGCUCUCCUGAUUCUCAGUUUGGGAACUGCUUUGUGUGCAGAGGUAGAGGAGCGGUUGGUGAGUCAUCUGUUGUCACCGGAGCGCUACAACAAGCUCAUCAGACCAGCCGUAAACAACAGCCAGCAGGUCACCAUCUUUAUCCAAGUGUCUCUGGCCCAGUUGAUCAAUGUGAACGAGAGGGAGCAGAUCAUGACCACUAACUGUUGGCUCACUCAGGUAUGGAAUGACUACAGGUUAAUGUGGGACCCUGAAGCGUACGAGGGUAUCAAGAAAAUCCGCCUUCCAUCACAGCACAUCUGGCUGCCGGACAUUGUCCUCUACAACAAUGCCGAUGGGACCUAUGAAGUCUCCUUCUACUCCAAUGCUGUGGUCUCCAACAACGGUGAUGUCGCCUGGCUUCCGCCAGCCAUCUAUAAGUCGGCUUGCAAAAUAGAAGUCCGUGAUUUCCCCUUCGACCAGCAGAACUGCACCCUCAAGUUUCGCUCUUGGACCUACGACCACACAGAGAUUGAUCUCAACCUUCUCAGCGAUUUUGCCUCGCGUGAUGAUUUCAAACCCAGUGGCGAGUGGGAUAUUGUUUCAUUGCCUGGACGCAAGAACGAAGACCCUAACGACAUCAGGUACCUGGAUAUCACCUAUGACUUUAUUAUCAAAAGAAAACCUUUAUUUUACACCAUCAACCUGAUCAUCCCUUGCAUCCUGAUAACUUCCUUGGCCAUUCUGGUCUUCUACCUCCCGUCAGACUGUGGUGAGAAGAUGACUCUCUGUAUCUCUGUCCUUCUGGCCCUGACUGUGUUUUUACUCCUAAUCUCAAAGAUUGUACCUCCUACAUCUUUAGCAGUGCCUCUGAUUGGGAAGUACCUGAUGUUUACGAUGGUGCUGGUCACCUUUUCCAUUGUUACCAGUGUUUGCGUGCUCAAUGUGCACCAUCGCUCCCCCAGUACUCACACCAUGCCUCCUUGGGUCAAGCGUGUCUUCUUGUACAGGCUCCCCUCUUACCUCUUCAUGCGGAGACCUGGUAGCUCCAACAUGCGCGAGAAGUUCCGAAAAAAGCACCAGCAGCAAUCAAACUUGGACCAGAAGCUGUGCGGAGCAGAUGGGGGGACUGGAAGUCCUGGAGGAAUCGCAGAUUCUUCCUCAUCCUUCUUCAUCAACGAGGAAUCGGCCAAACGAUACGACUGGAAGAUGAAAACGAACGACUUGUCAGAGAACACAGAUUUCAGAAAGAGGAUGACGCUCAAAAGCAACAUUGAUGUAGAGGACGCGGUGGACGGAGUGCGCUACAUCGCUGAGAAGAUGAAGAGCGAGGAUGAUGAUGAAGGGAUCAUUGAAGACUGGAAGUAUGUGGCCAUGGUGAUCGAUCGUCUCUUUCUGUGGAUCUUUGUGUGCGUGUGUGUGGUCGGGACGCUCGGCCUCUUCAUGCAGCCCCUGUUCCAGAGCUAUAACACCCCCAUUGUUGAUGACAUGGACCACAACUGAAACUUAAAACCUGAACUUUGAUGUCAACAUGACAUGACCCGGACAUGAAUUUUACAAACAGAGCCCUGAAAACAUUUGAACACAUAAAGUCACUCGUCUGCCUCACUGGGAAUGGUUACGAUGCACUUUAGCCCUCUACCACCACAUUCUCCCUCUUCCUCCCCCAUCAUCGUGACUCAUUGUCAUUCACAGCAUCUAUUUAUUUCAGUGCAAAUGAUAAAUCUGCUCCUUACAUAUUUUUAUACUUUUUAGCAUUCAGUAAACAGCUGUGAAGGACAUUACACUUAUACUAGUGACACAACAAUGUUUCUGCCCCCCACAUUUAAUGUCAAAAGGUUGCCGUUACAGUAGCUGUGUUUGUGUCAUUGCAGUCAUAACAGUCAGUAUCCAUCAUCUCAGAAACCAGCAACAGUAACAGUGCUCAGUAUUUUAUUCACUCUAACUUGAAGCAAAUGAACACUCUGGUGCUUAAUUUGCUUUGUCUUCCAUCAUACUGUAUCUUGUUUAAAUCAGCCUGACAUCAGAAACAUGACUUGAAUCUGUGUCCACUGCACAACCAUCAUACGUCACAAUUAGCCAAGGAAAAACAGUAUCACGCUAAUGCAGAAAUAUCAUUUUCUUUCAUAUAUUUUUUGAUUUGCAAAUUAAAUCAAACUCUUUCUUCUCUUUCCACCCACUGGACAAUUAUGUUAUGUAAAAUGUUAAGUUUUGUCCGUCUAGACAAUAAAUGCAGAGAAUUGGAA
Molecule: messenger RNA, 2844 nt
Organism: Solea senegalensis (Senegalese sole)
Lineage: Eukaryota; Metazoa; Chordata; Actinopteri; Pleuronectiformes; Soleidae
Gene: chrnb5b
Product: cholinergic receptor, nicotinic, beta 5b
Exons: 6
Coding region: 596-2101 (501 amino acids)
Biological process (GO): regulation of membrane potential; monoatomic ion transmembrane transport; nervous system process
Cellular component (GO): synapse; postsynaptic membrane; neuron projection
Molecular function (GO): transmembrane signaling receptor activity; acetylcholine-gated monoatomic cation-selective channel activity
Source: RefSeq, a predicted model, not a curated record